Plodia interpunctella (Indianmeal moth) is the source of this 434-nucleotide messenger RNA. RefSeq lists its product as uncharacterized. Lineage: Eukaryota; Metazoa; Arthropoda; Insecta; Lepidoptera; Pyralidae. The record is from RefSeq and is a predicted model, not a curated record. The coding region runs from base 179 to 409 and encodes 76 amino acids. The transcript is spliced from 3 exons.
UUGGCGGUUUGUUUGUAAUCUUUUGAAAUAUAUGAAAUAAAAUCAGAGCGAAGUCAGUUGCGCGUUCAUAGAAUUUGACCGUUUUUAGAUUAAUUUUGAGUAAAUACAAUCUAGAUUUAUUGCGCAUCAAAAUCAAGUUUUUUACUACACUGUGGGGAAUAUAUUAUAUUCUACAACAAUGAGUGCGGAUAUGUUCGACAGUAAAUCUGACGACCAGCUAACACGAGAACGGGGUAUAUGCAUGGAUACCAACUGCGAUGUACGGAAAUACUUCAAUAUUCUGAGGGAAUGCCAGAAACGACUGGAGAAUAAACCCUACACAGCUGAAACAUGCCACCAGGAGACUGUAGACCUCAUCGAAGCCAUCGACCACUGCGUCGCCGACAAGGCCUUUGUCAAAUUUGCUUGAUUAUGGAAUAAAUUAUAUAAUACAA